UUCUUCUUCCUUCGCCACAAAGCUUCUUCGCGCGGCCAGAGCACAGCGUGAGCCUUAUUACAGGCUUCAGAGAAAUCAAUUCAUCGGUACAGUAUAACCAUCAUGUGGGUCGAAAUUCUCUGUGGGAUUGUUGUAUACAAGAUUUUCCGGCGAUUCUUGCUUGGCGAGGUUGAAGUCCCCGACUUUGACGCCGGCAGCUCCAACCUCUACUUCGCCGUCGCCAGCAGGCUUGAGAAGAUUUAUGGUGGUAAAGCGUAUGUCGGACUUAGGAUUCCCGAUCCGGAGACCAGUUCUAGGCAGCACAUCGACGUUGUUCUGGUUACGAAGAGGGAAGUGAUGGUGGUUGCUGUUAGGAACUUCUCGGGUUUUGUGUUGGUCGGAGAUGGUGGAGACUGGGUUUGCACUAAAGACAAGAAACAUAAGCCCGAAACUUUUCCUGAUCCGGUUUUAGAAACUGCAAGGCAAGUUGAAGUUCUUCAGUCUUAUUUGGAGCUACGGGGAGUAUCUUUACCCAAAGGGUGUUUGAGUGCCAAAGUUAUUCUCCCAAAUCCAGAGUGCAGGCCAGCUUAUUCUAUUGCUUUUCAGCCGGAGGUUGUUUCUUUUGACAAAUGGGUGGGACUAAAAUCAGAUGUAAAACCUGGGAUUUUUUCUUGGAUCAAAGAUGUUUUCCCUGGGAGCAAAUGUGAAGCACAGGAUGACUGUUUCCAAAAGCUUCACUUUAUUUUAAACACAGCUCCAAAGUGGGACAGGUUAGAGUUCAUUGGUGAUAAAAGCCUUCUCGGCGAGUUCAUUGAAUUCAUAGGAAAGCCAGAGGAUCUGCAAGCUUUGAGACAUGUGAACAGAUCAGAAGUUGGUCAGUUCAUUGUUCAAAAGCCAAGCUUGUUCGGCUUAGUGGAUUUCUGGACAUAUGAUUCGAGUGUCACACCUCAAUAUUCACCAAGCGGGACUUGUCUGGAUCGAUAUUGGACUAUCACAGUAGAUGAUUGUCUUAACAAGCUCUCUGUUUGCCCCAAUCACAGUAGAUCAAGACUGAAUAUCAUUUAUUCUCCUCGGGAUUUUCGAGGCGAUGCAGCUUCACCUCUGGAAUGGAAUGAUAUUGCUGUGAAGCCUUACACUGAGAUCCUCUUUCAGCCUCUUAAUUCCAAGAAACCUCGCAAGUUUAAGCUGUCAAACAUUGCCUCAGUUUCCCUCAGUGCAUAAUAUGAAUCUCCGCAUUGCUUAUGGAGGUAGGCUUUGUAGAAUCUUGUAUAUGAAUUCCUUAAGUUGCACUGUGCCCGUGCUUUAAAUGUGAAAAUUCAUCGAGUUGCUUUCAUGAAAAAUAUUAGGAAACUUUACAUGCAUACCACAAUUUAUAUCUAUUUGACAUAUCUAACCCUCAGUUUGAUAUUGACGCUUAA
This is a messenger RNA of Phalaenopsis equestris, 1397 nucleotides long. RefSeq lists its product as uncharacterized. The coding region runs from base 103 to 1200 and encodes 365 amino acids. The record is from RefSeq and is a predicted model, not a curated record. The transcript has 8 exons. Lineage: Eukaryota; Viridiplantae; Streptophyta; Magnoliopsida; Asparagales; Orchidaceae.